Messenger RNA from Diutina rugosa, 780 nucleotides. It is a transcript of the gene POL30, whose product is annotated as proliferating cell nuclear antigen. Gene Ontology annotation, biological process: translesion synthesis; regulation of DNA replication; leading strand elongation. The transcript has a single exon. Gene Ontology annotation, molecular function: DNA binding; DNA polymerase processivity factor activity. Gene Ontology annotation, cellular component: PCNA complex. The coding region runs from base 1 to 780 and encodes 259 amino acids. NCBI's taxonomy places the organism in Eukaryota, Fungi, Ascomycota, Pichiomycetes, Serinales, Debaryomycetaceae. The record is from RefSeq and is a predicted model, not a curated record.
AUGUUAGAAGGGAAGUUCGACCAAGCCAGCUUGUUGAAGAAGAUCGUCGAGUCGAUCAAGGACUCGGUCAAGCUCUGCAACUUCAAUUGCACCCAGCACGGCAUCACCGUCCAGGCGGUGGACGACUCGAGAGUGUUGUUGGUGUCGUUGCUCGUCGGCGAGUCGGCAUUCUCUGAAUAUCGCUGUGACCGUGACGUCACCUUAGGCGUCGACUUGGAACUGUUCUCCAAGAUCAUCAAGACCGCCAACAACGAAGACUACCUCACCCUUCUCGCCGAAGACUCCCCCGACUCGAUGUUGACCAUCUUCGAGGACAAGAAGAAGGAACGCAUCUCCGAGUUCUCCCUCAAAUUGAUGAAUAUCGAGCUGGAGUUCUUGAAGAUCGACGACAUGGACUACGACUCCGUCAUCACCAUGCUGUCGGCCGAAUUCGCCAAGAUCGUCAGAGACCUCAAAAACUUGUCCGAAUCGAUGAACAUCGUCGUCACUAAGGACUCGGUCAAGUUCAACGCCGAAGGUGAGUCGGGCACCGCCUCCGUCGUCAUCAAGCCCUACACUGACAUGGACUCGCCCGACGACUCCGUCGCCAUCCACUUGGAAUCGCCCGUCGACUUGACCUUCGGUCUCAAAUACUUGAACGAUAUCGUCAAGGCCACCUCGUUGACCUCGACCAUCCUGAUCAAGUUGGCCGACAAAACCCCGGCGUUGUUCGAAUAUAAGUUGGAUGUCGGUGGCUACUUGAGAUUCUACUUGGCUCCUAAGUUCGAUGAAGAAGAUUAA